AUGCGACAACGCACGAAUCCACACAUCCAGCUGCUUCCUAUCAUAGAACGUCAACGCAAUCGUACUGAGCGUACUUCCUUCAUGACCCGAAGUCCACGUCAGAUUAAUCACGAAAUCAUCUGCAAAAUGGAUUACAUCCAAAGUAAGAAAACGAAGUCAGUCGUCGAGAAGACACAGAAGAAAAGCCCCCGAAAGGCACGGACGGGAGAAACAUAUGUGUACAUACCAAUAUCCAGCCGAGACACGUGUACAAUCUCCGCCAGCGAAAUAGCACGCAACGUAUUGCAGAACCAAGAUCCCAUUGUUUACCGGGAUUACAAGUUCGGAGCUCAUGGGAUGAAAGGAAAGCAGAAGAGCCUUCUUCCAUAUGUUGUUGGAACCGGAAGAAUUCUGGAAUUGUGUGCGGAAAAUGUUGUCAAGGGACGAGUUCACCGAGCGAAAGGCACUCCGGGUUUAGAUGCGCAUAUGCUAGGUGUGCGGGACAUAGAGCAUCAAAUACCGGAGUAG
Messenger RNA from Fomitiporia mediterranea MF3/22, 507 nucleotides. RefSeq lists its product as uncharacterized. Bases 1 to 507 code for a protein of 168 amino acids. The record is from RefSeq and is a predicted model, not a curated record. Lineage: Eukaryota; Fungi; Basidiomycota; Agaricomycetes; Hymenochaetales; Hymenochaetaceae. The transcript has 3 exons.